This is a messenger RNA of Bicyclus anynana (squinting bush brown), 5522 nucleotides long. It is a transcript of the gene Atet, whose product is annotated as ATP-binding cassette sub-family G member 4. NCBI's taxonomy places the organism in Eukaryota, Metazoa, Arthropoda, Insecta, Lepidoptera, Nymphalidae. The record is from RefSeq and is a predicted model, not a curated record. The transcript has 8 exons. Gene Ontology annotation, molecular function: ATP binding; ABC-type transporter activity; ATP hydrolysis activity. Bases 220 to 2430 code for a protein of 736 amino acids. Gene Ontology annotation, cellular component: plasma membrane.
UCACUUCAGCGCUCUACUCGCUUCUCAGUAGCAUAUGACUCGUCGUGUAGGGUAGAUGUGCGUCUGCCAGUCCGUCGAUAACAAAUAAAAUAAACUCAGGGCUUCCAGUGCGUAUUUUUUGUACUUAUUGAGUAACCCAAGUGUUUCCAGUGCCAUUUGUGAAUCGAUUUUGGAUUUCAUUCUACAAAUCUGGGAUUUCACAGCGAUGGCUACGCAGCGAUGACGACUAAUAACAAGAUGGAGUCCAAAGGCACGCAGAUCCACCUGCCCCUGAUAGGGCGUGGCAGUCGCGGCGAACUUAGCGACAAGGUCAUGUUCAGCCAGGUCAAGUCUCCCCCGGAACAGCUCAACAAUGGACAGCUGUUAGGAGGCUCUCAAAUGAAUCUUUGCAACGGCGGGGCUGGUACUCUCACUGGCCUGGUACCGAAGAUACCCAACGGUUAUGGCGACCAGAAGAAACCCAUGGCGUCCCUCACCCACCUCCCGAAGCGUCCACCCGUAGACAUCGAGUUUUCUGAGUUGUCGUACUCCGUCAGUGAGGGUAGGAAGAGAGGAUACAAGGCGCUGCUGAAGGGAAUCAAUGGGACGUUCCGGUCGAGCGAGCUGACUGCUAUUAUGGGACCCUCGGGCGCGGGGAAGAGUACCCUUAUGAAUAUAUUGGCUGGUUACAAAACGUCGAACGUCAGUGGAUCAAUCCUCAUAAACGGGAAGGAGAGAAAUCUCAGAAGGUUCCGCAAAUUAUCCUGCUACAUAAUGCAGGACGACUGUCUCCUGCCACAUCUCACAGUUAAAGAGGCCAUGCACGUGUCAGCCAACCUGAAGCUCGGAAAAGACAUGACAGUGAACGCCAAGAAGAUCGUCAUUGAGGAAAUCUUAGAAAUGUUGAGUUUGGUUGAAGCUGGUGAUACAAGAACGAUAAACCUUUCUGGCGGGCAGAAGAAACGCUUAUCCAUAGCAUUAGAGUUAGUGAACAAUCCACCUGUGAUGUUCUUUGAUGAGCCUACCUCUGGAUUGGACAGUUCAUCGUGUUUCCAAUGUAUAUCUUUGCUUAAAUCCCUGGCUAGGGGAGGCAGAACUAUCAUCUGUACCAUCCACCAACCGUCUGCUCGACUUUUCGAAAUGUUUGACUUCUUGUACACGCUAGCUGAAGGACAGUGUAUAUACCAAGGCCCCGUCCCGGGUCUGGUGCCGUUCCUGUCUUCGAUGGGGCUCCAUUGCCCGAGCUACCACAAUCCAGCGGAUUACGUGAUGGAGGUAGCGACGGGCGAGCACGGCGACUGGGUGCACAAGCUGGUGAUGGCGGUCAACAAGGGAACCUGCGGCCGCGCGCAGUCCUCCUCCUCCAGCUCGUCCUCCAACAACUGCAACUACAACAACCAGACCAAGAACAACGUCAAGAAGGAGGCGCUCGAGAUUGUGAUCGACAAACCCACCUGCACUGUGAUAGACAUGUCGGAGCCGACGCUUAACACCGACAAAGAGAAACAGAUCGCGCUGCCCAACGCCACCAACCUCGCUCCAGUCACCUGCACCACAUCGCUGCUGGACUCCAGCGAGAGUUUCACCAAGAAGCCGGUAAACUCGGGCUUCCCGACGUCAGGGUGGAAGCAAUUCUGGAUCUUAUUGAAGCGCACGUUCCGGAGUAUAAUGAGAGAUCAGAUGCUGACGCACUUGAGGCUAUGUUCGCAUACAGUGGUCGGGCUGCUAAUCGGCUUCUUGUACUACGACAUCGGACACGACGCUGCUAAAGUGAUGAGCAACGCGGGCUGUAUAUUCUUCACUGUCAUGUUUACUAUGUUCACGGCUAUGAUGCCGACGAUUCUAACAUUCCCAACGGAGAUGAGCGUGUUUGUGAGAGAGCAUUUAAAUUACUGGUACUCGUUAAAAGCGUUCUACUUUGCGAAGACUAUAGCGGACCUACCGUUCCAGAUAGUCUUCAGUGGCGUGUACGUGAUAAUAGUGUACUUCAUGACGGGGCAGCCGAUGCAGACGGACCGCGUGCUCAUGUUCACCACCAUCAACAUCCUCACGGCGCUGGUGGCGCAGUCGCUGGGGCUGCUCAUCGGCGCCGCCAUGAAGAUAGAGACCGGCGUGUACCUCGGCCCGGUGACCACCAUCCCCGUCGUCCUCUUCUCGGGCUUCUUCGUCAACUUCAACGCCAUACCCAGCUACUUGCAAUGGUUGACGUAUUUGAGCUACGUGAGAUACGGCUUCGAAGGCGCCAUGCUAUCUGUAUACGGUUACGGAAGGGAAAAACUGCAUUGUUCAGAAGCGUAUUGCCAUUUCAGAACGCCGAGCCUCUUUUUAAAAGAGAUGACGAUGGAUCAGGCCAACUUCUGGGUGGACGUCGGCGCGUUGAGCGGUUUCUUUGUAUUUAUUAGAAUAGUCUCCUAUUUAGUGUUAAGGUUCAAACUGAAGAUGAUGCAGUAGAUUCAAAGGCACAAAAUGCGCUUCGUAUUUUAACAGUGAUAAUGAUUCCAAUUACCCCCCUCUCCUCCACGUUAGAUAUGGGCGUAACCAGGUCUUUUACACGCACUGAUUGCGUGCAAAUGUGACGUCAUUAUGUCCAAAGUAUAAUAAGAUAUAUAUGUUGAGAUUGAAAAACGGCUAAAGUUGCGUGAAUUUAUAUCCGACUAAAAAAGCCGCAUAACUUUAUAUGGUCGGCACAUUGAUGGGGCGCGGGGUAUGCAGGCAAGGAUUGCGUUAUGCGGUUUUUGACUAUAGUUUUGAACCCAUUAGGGGUUCUUAAUGAAUAGCUUGUUCGUACAAUGUGACCAUAUAGUUUGGUUUGCAUGAAUAGGCACUGUUAUGGAAGAACAUUAUUUUAAUUGCUGAAAAGUGAAUUUUUAAAUUUAAGAAAGAAAAUUGUUAGUUAGACCUUUGAGAUAAGGCAUUUUAGAAUGGAGGCUACGGAGUAAGGUCGGAGACAUACUUUUAAAUUACGACGCUGCUGGAUAGCGUUUCACAUAUAAAUUUAAAGGUAGACUGCAUAGAACACAUGCAGUAUUUAAAUUGCAUUAUUACUACUUUUUAUUGGCUAUAAUAUUACUGGCUGUGUAAGCCAUUAACAUCGCAUUUUAUAAGUAUGCUUCCGCACUAUGGUACAGCAAAAGAUCUGUUGACGUUGAUAGAAUUAAAAAAAUCAAAAACCCGCAUAAUGGAUUAUGACGGAUAUCUCUCCCACAACUGAAACGAAUCUAAUGGUAUCUUAAUAGUAGAACUGUUAAACAUACCGUAGACAGGUAAGUCAAUAGACAAUGAUUGAUGAUGAUGAUGAUGAUUGCAACUAAUUGAGGCUACAAUUUCGCGUUUACAAUAAUAUUAUGUUUAUUCUUUCUUGGACUAUUGUUGUUCCUGAAGAAACGACACAGCACUAAUUUUCGAAUUGUCUUGUUUCUUACUUCUCUUUUGUUCAGAGUUCGUUGCUUUCUUUGUCUAUUUAUUUCUCUGUCUAUGUUAUAAACGCUCGAAAAACAACUCUCCUUCGGACGUCGGGUAAGAAUGAAUAAAACAGGGAAUGUAAAGAGUAAAGUGAGCAGAAUAGAAUUAGAAGGGUCAGAAAAGAUUUUAGAUAGUAGUAUUAGUAUAAUGACCGGUUCAUAUUUAUUCCAGUCACUGGACUAUUCCAUUCCACUGGACUGAAAUGUAUUCCAUAAUGGAAUAAUUUGAAUCAGCCAUAAAUAUUACAAAUAUUAGCGAUAUUUUUAUAGGCUUAAUAUUAAUAAUUUUGACUGUAAUGUUGUCUGAUGAAUGAUGUUCUAAAGGCCAUUUUUAUGCCAUUGGAUUACCUAAAUAAAUACUAUCUUUGCUUUAGAUUUUAAAUUGAUUUCGAUUUUUUCAUUUUAUUUUAUGGUGGCUUACUAGUCUAUAAUGUAUUCCGCUAAGUAGUUUAUGGUUCCGGUACGAUGUAGAACAGAAAACAACCGUAUGACGUCGUCAAUUAUCAUCAGGUGAAUUCGCAGAUAAGUUUUAAUUUUAAUUUGUUGUAUAAAAGUGUUCACUUACCAUCAAUUGCAAUACUAUGAUGGAAAUGAUUAUUUGUUACUUAAAGAAAGAGGCCAGAACAUCAUUUGCAUAAUGAUACUGAAUGUAUUUUUGAUUGUGAUAAACGAAUAGUUGCCUAAUUUAUUUAAUAUUUUGGAAAGUUAUGGGGAUGGGGGGUUACCCCCCGCGGUUACGCCCACAGUUAGCGACACUGCCCGACGUGUUUCGCUAAGGGUCAAUUCACACUGACGUAGCGAAACUGUAGAUUUAAAUAGUCAUCAAUAAAGUCUCAUUGCCUAGAUUAGUUAGGCAAGUAGAAUUUUUCUUGAAAACCAGCUAAAUAUUAUUUGAAGCAAUUGUUUAGUUUGUUCAUUUAGUUAGAAUUCAUUGAUUAGCAAUUGAUAAGACUAGUUAGUGUAAUCAAUUGCAUUGAUGCACAUUUGUGCAAGGUAGUGCAUUUCAGUAAGUAUGUAAGUACCGCAAAAAGACACUGAAUUGAAAUUACUAAAUACAUUUGUUUUUUGUGUGUUUAAAACUUGACAGUUAUAGAAUUCGUUCGAGUGUGAAUUUACUCUCAGCGUUGUUUUACACAAAGCCGGCAGAUUUAUUAACAAUUCCCGUAUAUAUUUUGUAUAGUAAUUAUCUGUCAGUUUUGUUAUAUUGUUAAGAAUUAACGCGGCGGCGCCACUAGUUGUUACAGUAGGUAAUAAUAUAGUUUUCGAAAUAUAUAGCUUUAUAGAACGCAGUCCGACUCAGUCGAUAAGUUACGGGCAAAGUGAUGAGGGUGGACAAUGUUGAUACUGUCUGGUUAGAGUUGAGUUUCAAAGAGCAGGCAAAGUGAAGGACGCUUUUUUCGUACACUUACUUUACCAGUUAAUAAAGUAAAAUUCCCGUUUAUCUAGUAUCUUGAACAUAUUUUAAUAUAAGUAAUUGUGUAUGAAACAUAAAAUCUUGUAUUUUUAUUAAAAUACUUAAUUUUGUAGUUCAAUGAAUAGAUUUAGAGACAAUGUAGUAUUCUGUCAGUGUUAAUUUGUAUUUAAUAAUGAGUAUAUUUGCAAAAAAAUAUCUUUAAUUAAUUACAUCUUUGCCCAGAUCUUUGUAGAAUCUACUUUGCCCAGUCAGUGUUGGCUUUGCCUAUCCUGCAUAUUUUACUCUUAACAGAUAUUAGUCUUUAUACAUAAUUAUAAUAUAAAAUAUAGGUAUAAGGUUUUUUCUAGAUUGGGCCCAUGACUUAAUUUUAAGUUACUUAAAAGAUAUUAUUUCAAUUAUUAUGUACCUAUUUACGAGAUCACAACGUAGGCUUUUCUACUCGUUCUUGUACGCUAGUGUGGGUGACUUCGUUGUGUGAUACUUGCGGUCUGUCAAAACUGUGUUUUAUGUUUGUGUGUUGAUUUGUGAUGUUUUUAAGAUUUUUAGAGGGGCUUCAUGUGCGAAACAAUAGUGAAAAAUAUCUACUUUUCCUUAACUUUGUUGCUGAAUGUCUGGUUGAUAUGUGGGCUAUGAAAAUAGGUACAUUUUUCUUCCUUCAGUCCAGGCUU